ACUUGGUCUUCUUGGCUUGGGUGGUAUUUGUUGCCCCUCCCUCCCUUCACUUUUGCUGUGAUUCUCUUCUUGUUUUUGUCCUAUAAAACAUAAAUAUAACCAAUCUAGGCCUUUGUCUUUUCUCAGCAAGGGCAUAUAUAGGUACCCUACAAACAAAAUUAAAGGGGAGUCAGAGGGUGUUAGGAGGAGUGGUGGUCUGUAGGUGUACCCUAGAGGGGGACAGAAUGAAGGAGAGUGGGAGGAAACAAGGUACACCCUCACCUUGUGCAGCAUGUAAGCUACUCAGGAGGAGAUGUGCACAAGAUUGUGUGUUUGCUCCUUACUUUCCAGCUGAUGAACCCCAGAAGUUUGCCAAUGUUCACAAGGUCUUUGGUGCAAGCAAUGUCAACAAGAUGCUACAGGAAUUGCCGAUCCAUCAGCGAGGGGACGCGGUUAGUAGCAUGGUGUAUGAAGCCAACGCCAGGGUCCGUGACCCGGUCUACGGCUGUGUAGGAGCCAUAUCAUCUCUGCAACAACAAAUAGAUGUGCUCCAGACCCAACUGGCUCUGGCCCAAGCUGAGGUGGUGCAUCUCAAGGUGAGGCAGACAGCAACUUUCCCUCAUCAUGGAGUGGGCCUGGGUAGCCCAAGCAAUAGUGGGUCGCCCUCAUCCAGGCUCAUGGGUUCACAAGGAAAGCCCACUUUUGAGAUAAACAUGGUAGACCAGGCCAGUUUGGGAGAUUCAUUGUGGUCAUGCUAGCUUUUUAGAAAAGUCAUGCCCUACCAUAUAUCUAUUUUAUUUUUUUUAAUAUAGGGGAAGGAGAAUGGGGGAGGCUCGAACUCGAGAUCUCUAUGAGAUACCACAGAUAUGAGUGUCAUCUGAACUACUCGUGGUUCUCUCCCUAUCAUAUAUCUAGAUUAGUUGAUUUUGUCUUAAGCUUAAAAAAACAUUUAACUUGAUUUGCUAUACUCCCAUAUGAAUGUAGUCCUAGUGGUGGUGGA
Messenger RNA from Tripterygium wilfordii, 979 nucleotides. Its product is annotated as LOB domain-containing protein 4-like. The transcript is spliced from 2 exons. NCBI's taxonomy places the organism in Eukaryota, Viridiplantae, Streptophyta, Magnoliopsida, Celastrales, Celastraceae. The coding region runs from base 225 to 737 and encodes 170 amino acids. The record is from RefSeq and is a predicted model, not a curated record.